This is a messenger RNA of Ceratotherium simum simum (southern white rhinoceros), 790 nucleotides long. RefSeq names its product lymphocyte antigen 86 (gene LY86). The record is from RefSeq and is a predicted model, not a curated record. Lineage: Eukaryota; Metazoa; Chordata; Mammalia; Perissodactyla; Rhinocerotidae. Gene Ontology annotation, biological process: positive regulation of lipopolysaccharide-mediated signaling pathway; innate immune response.
CUAGCCUCACCCUGUUGAUUCAAGUGCCCAAGGUCCUGGGGGAGCAAUAUUCAAAUACUUCUGCUAACUGCCUUUUGCAUCUCACAGUGGUUCCCCAGGAGCAUCAAAUAUGAGAAGUGAAACUGAGCAUGUCACCCCUUCAGUGAGGGGAGAGGAAGAACCCCGAAGGCCCUUUUUAUUGGGCCUGUUAUUUUUCUGUUGAUCACACACACGCCCUCGCCAUGAAGGGUUUCACGGCUCUCUUCCUCGUCUGGACUCUACUGUCUCCUGACAGCGGUGGUGGGGAAGCCUGGCCCACACACACAGCCUGCAGGGAUGGGAGCUUGGAAGUGCUCUACCAGAGUUGUGAUCCAUUACAAGAUUUUGGCUUUUCUGUUGACCAGUGUUCCAAACAAUUAAAAUCAAAUCUCAACAUUAGAUUUGGAAUCAUUCUGAGAGAGGACAUCAAAGAGCUGUUUCUUGACGUAGCUCUCUUCACGAAAGGCUCAUCCAUUCUGAAUUACUCCUACCCCAUCUGUGAAGAGGAUCUGCCCAAGUUUACCUUCUGUGGAAGAAGGAAAGGGGAGCAGAUUUAUUAUGCUGGCCCCAUCAAUAAUCCUGGAUUUGAAGUUCCUGUGGGAGAAUACCAGGUUUUGCUGGAACUGUAUAACGAAAACCAUUCCACCGUGGCCUGCGCCAAUGCUACUGUCAUUUGCUCCUGAGCAGCCCCAAAGUGCAGCCAGCUUGUCUCAUGGGAACUCCAAGCUCUCAGACUGAAUCUACUGUGUGAGAAGAACAGUCGACGACAGAG